Molecule: messenger RNA, 704 nt
Organism: Bolinopsis microptera
Lineage: Eukaryota; Metazoa; Ctenophora; Tentaculata; Lobata; Bolinopsidae
Exons: 5
Coding region: 18-704 (228 amino acids)
Source: RefSeq, a predicted model, not a curated record
AUUAGCUCAGUUUACACAUGUCUUUUGUAAUCGGGGCUAUGGCAGUGUGCGCCGCUACUGUUGCUCAGUUAACUAUCGCUAUUAUGUUACUCGGAGUGGACGCUCAAAGUUCCUCAAUUUGUACAGUGUACCUGAUAUUGUUGGGGGCUGAUUGCAUUCUCACCUCACUCAGAAUAGCUCAGAUGUUGGGAGAUUCAGAUUGCCUUUGUUAUAAGAAGCAUCACAAGAAUGCUAGGACUGCUAUGAUAGUUGUGGGUCUCCUCUCGUCAAUAGGAACACUAGGAGUGGUAGGAAAGCAAAUAAAGGACCUGGACCCAGUGUUAAACUACGUGCAAAUGUUAAAGAAGAUGGGGUGGGAAGAGAGGGAGAUGUACCACAAGGAACCCAUAGACCAACCCUACGCUGUAAUAGUACUGGGAGUAAUAGCACUAAUAGGGCACCUGCUCAAUACCUUUGUAGCAUGUUGUCCUGGCAACCAACAAGCUGUCAGGCACAGCAACAAGCACAAGAAGGUGUGCAGGGCAGGGGGACUGAUAGCUACGGUAAGUCUGAGGAAAGGGGUAGUAGCAAGUAGAGCUCAGAUAGACGAUAUAUUAGCUGAACAAGCUUUAAAGACAGGACCUGAACAAGCUUUAAAGACAGGAGCAGCUGAUGAAACCACCAAAACACACCACCGUAUAUUACCGGACCCUUCCGUUCCUUGA